CGGCUCAAAUCGGCCUUGCAUUUGCAUUCCCCGGUUCCGCACUCGGCGGCAGCAGUUCACACUCCUCACUCUUCGCCGUUCGUCCCCCCCAAACGCUCAACUUUUUCGUGCCCCAUCCUUCUUUUUCGGUUAGUUGCCCGUCGCCUCUGUUCCUCUUCGCACUUGGUAAUCUCAAAGAACUAGUAGGCUUCAGGCUUCCGUGUGCAAUUUCGUGAUCCCUCCCUAGUUUUCCUGCGGUAUCUGGUGGUCAGAUCUUGGCUUCAACAGUUCCAAAUUAUGAUCUUAAGAUCGUAGCUGGUGAUGGGGAAACGUGAUAUCAGUUAUGAAUCCUGACUGCAAAUGUGGAAUGGCACGGAAACGGGAAACUAUUUCAACCUUACUAUGUAUGUACCUGUUUUGCAACUCGCUCCGCCCUGAUUUGUGAUCACCUAUUUCAGUCAGAUCAGGAGCAUCGAAAUGCGGUCACCGUCGCUGCUCUCGCAGUGCCUGGCUGGCUUGCUGUCACACGAUAGGACUGCAGCCCACUGUGUCAACAUUGUGCCAGAGAGGGAGCCGCACCUACCCUCCCCAGCAGUUGAGAUCGUCCCAUCAAAGAAUGUGCAUCCAUACAAGUAUGCCGGCGAAAAUAUUGAAUUGCACGGAAUGAAUAUAUUCAAGGGAAAGAUCAGCGUACUUGAUAUUGUUGGACUAUCUAAAUCAGAUAUUGUAACAUCAAAAGGACCUUUGAAAUGCUGUGAGAGUUCCAUUGAUCUAGUAAAUGUACUUAAAGAUGAGAUACGUGAUGGCCUAUUGACAUUCAGAAGCAAACGGGUUUUAGAGCUUGGUUGUGGAUACGGGCUUCCUGGCAUAUUUGCUUGCCUGAAGGGAGCUUCAACAAUCCAUUUUCAGGAUCCUAGUGCUGAAACAGUGAGGUGCAAAACAAUACCGAAUGUACUAGCUAACCUUGAACAGGCUCAAGAGAAGCAGAAUCACCAUCAAGGAAGCCCCCUUACUCCAUCCCAGCAACAAGUACCUCAAGAUAUUCAUUUCUAUGCCGGGGAGUGGGAGGAGCUUCACACAGUUCUGUCAAUAAUUCAGGAGGAUGAUGUGGAUGCAUCCUCAGGUAUAGGGCUAGGGUUCUGCGAAGAUGACCUUUUGGAUGAAUACAACAGUCAGGAUGGGAAUAAUAUUUGCCACGAUACAUCGUCGAGAAGAUCAAGAAAACUAUCAAGCAGUCGUGCAUGGGAGAGGGGAAAUGAGACCAGCACAGGAGACGGUGGAUAUGACAUUGUGUUAGUCAAUGAGAUCCCUUACUCUGCAAGCUCUCUUCAAAACCUCUAUUCGCUCAUAAAAAAGUGCCUGAGGCCACCAUAUGGAGUGCUCUAUCUUGCUGCCAGGAAGAACUACAUUGGUUCAAGCAGUGCGGUGCGGCAGCUGCGAGCAUUGGUGGAUGAAGAAGGCACAUUCGGUGUGCACCUUGUCUCCGAGCCCCCUGAGAGGGAGAUCUGGAAAUUCUUCUUCAAAUAGAUCAAAUGCUCAACACAGCAUUUCUCAGAAGAGAGAAAAGUUCCAUGUGGCUGCUCAGACCGCAGAGGCUAAUGAAACACCAGUUUUGUAAAUAUUAGCAGUUCCAGAUCAGUUUCUACAAUUCCCUGGAUCUCCUUCCCCUUCUUUUUCAUUUUCUUUCUGGAGUUUGCUGUUAAUUCUGUUUGAGUGCACGGCGCCUGAAUCGUCAAAUGCCGUUAUAGCUGACUCAAAUGGUAUGUGUGAUAGUCCAUUGUGAUUUACUGUCACGUGUUUCAUACUUAAAUGCCGAUUGCAAUCAGAUCCGACAUGAAUCUCAGAAGUA
Messenger RNA from Panicum virgatum (switchgrass), 1828 nucleotides. Its product is annotated as histidine protein methyltransferase 1 homolog. The coding region runs from base 457 to 1506 and encodes 349 amino acids. NCBI's taxonomy places the organism in Eukaryota, Viridiplantae, Streptophyta, Magnoliopsida, Poales, Poaceae. The record is from RefSeq and is a predicted model, not a curated record. The transcript is spliced from 8 exons.